This is a messenger RNA of Nymphalis io (European peacock), 4153 nucleotides long. Its product is annotated as probable multidrug resistance-associated protein lethal(2)03659. Lineage: Eukaryota; Metazoa; Arthropoda; Insecta; Lepidoptera; Nymphalidae. Gene Ontology annotation, biological process: transmembrane transport. The coding region runs from base 1 to 4080 and encodes 1359 amino acids. Gene Ontology annotation, cellular component: membrane. Gene Ontology annotation, molecular function: ATP hydrolysis activity; ATP binding; ABC-type transporter activity. The transcript has 29 exons. The record is from RefSeq and is a predicted model, not a curated record.
AUGGAUACUGGUCCUAAACAGAGACGGCAAAUAAAUCCAAGAUACAAAGCGAACUUGUUAUCCGUACUCACUUUUGGAUGGACGCUCGAAACAUUCAAGUUAGGGUACAGUCGGGAUAUAAAAGAAGAGGACCUCUACGCACCUCUCCCAGAACAUCGAUCCGAUAUUUUAGGUGAUACACUACAAACUGCUUGGGAUCAGGAGGUUAACCACUGCAGAUUACGAAAUAAUGGACGUAAACCAAGUCUUAUGAAAGUACUUAUAAAAGUUUAUGGCGCAGAGCUCAUGCUAUACGGAUUAAUAUUGGCUGCAAUGGAAUUUUUGAUCAGACUACAGCAACCACUAUUUCUUGGCUUACUGCUUCGUUACUACAGUCCAGCUCAAGAUCUGCAAAACAAGACAGCUAAUUCGACUUACAUCUCUCGAUUAUUCAAAUAUUAUGAUAUGUCGAGUGGCAUUGCGUGGGGCGAGGCAGUGUUUUUUUGUUUUGGCGUAAUUUUCUGCAGUAUGGUGAAUGUAAUGGUCCAACAUCCAUUUAUGAUGGGCGUAAUGCAUAUGGGUAUGAAAAUGCGUGUCGGUGUCUGUAGUCUUAUUUUUAGAAAGACCUUGAAAGUAAAUCUUCAAGCAAUGUCUGAAAAUAGAGGAGGCCUUGUCGUAAAUCUAAUGGCAAACGAUGUAAAUCGUUUCGACUCAGGUCCACUUUUUGUACAUUAUCUUUGGAUAGGACCUUUGGAGACUGUGUUAAUGACGAUUUAUUUAUAUCGAGAGAUGGGAAUAUCUGCUGUAUAUGGAGCUUUAAUGAUUAUAGCCGUUGUACCAUUUCAGAUAUUUCUAGGUACACGAACGGCUUACUACAGAAGAAAAACGGCGUUAAAAUCUGACGAAAGAGUUAGAUUGACGGAGGAGAUUGUAAUGGGCAUUGAGGUCAUCAAAAUGUAUACAUGGGAAAAACCUUUCCGCAAAAUUAUUGAUAUUGUAAGAAGACAAGAAGUGUUUUACAUCAAGAUGACUUCCUAUAUACGAGGCGUUGUUAUGUCGUUCAUCAUGUUCACGGCACGAUUCAGUAUUUUUAUCACCGUUUUACUAUAUGUGAUAUAUGUCAAUCGAAUCACAGUGGAAAAUGUAUUUUUUCUUACAUGCUAUUACAAUAUUUUGAAACAGACUAUGACGUUAUUCUUCCCACAAGCCGUAGGUCAAAUUGCCGAAAUGAAUGUAGCUGUGCAGAGAGUUAAUGAUUUUUUACUCACUGAAGAAUCUCAAUUACCACCGAGAGACCAAUUAACAGAUUUAAGUACUUCUAAAACUAGACCAAAGAAACGUGUCACUAUACCACUGGAUCCCGUUCGGCAACCAGGGAAGCGUUCUCCACGAAACGAACCUAGUACGUCAAAAGUUCCAGUUAAAGAUUUAAGCAGAGAUGAAAUAGCUAUAUCAUUUGAUGAAGCUUGCAGUCGUUGGAUAAAAACGUCAGUUAGAAACGACGUUAUAAAUACUAAUUUAAAGAUAUAUAAUGGCUCGUUAACGACGAUAAUUGGAGCAGUGGGUUCAGGUAAAUCUACGUUGCUUCACAUGAUACUCAGUGAGUUACCUUGUUUAACGGGAAGUAUGAACGUUACUGGUAGCGUGAGUUACGCCAGUCAGGACCCUUGGCUGUUUGUUGGGUCAGUUCGCCAAAACAUUCUCUUUGGUCAACCGUUUAUGAGGACACGAUACAUGGAAGUAUGCAGAGUUUGCGCACUCGAAAGAGACAUUUCAUUAUUCCCUCAUGGUGAUAAAACUAUUGUUGGCGAACGAGGGGUAUCUCUUAGUGGUGGACAACGAGCUAGAAUCAACUUGGCGAGAGCAGUUUAUAAAGAGGCUGAUAUUUACUUGCUAGAUGAUCCAUUGUCAGCUGUAGAUACUCAAGUCGCAAGACACAUUUUCGAAAAUUGUAUAAAAAGGUAUCUUGAAAAUAAAACUGUGGUGCUAGUUACACACCAAUUACAAUUCAUUAAAUCCGUUGACCAAAUUGUAAUUAUGGAUAAAGGACGAAUUGUUGCUGAUGGAAAUUAUGACGACUUGAGCAAACGUGAUUUAGUUAUAUUACAAUUGAUGCAAGAUAAAUCGUACGAAUUACGAAAGGAAGACACAGUGUCAGCAAGUAAAUUAAUGCAACCAACAAGCGGCGUGAGCUUAAAACGCUCACAUUGGUCGCAUUGGUCAAUGAUCUUCGAUAUUAUGGAUCAAAAACAGGAGGCAGAGAAGCAAACAGUCGGAAGGGUGCAGGGAUCAGUGUACAAGGAAUACUUCUUGGCACACGCUGCUUGCCCUUUUGUUUCAGUAGUUUUGUUCAUGUUUGUCUUGGCACAAUUUUUCGCGAGUUCCAGUGAUUAUUGGAUAAGUCGAUGGAGCAAUGCAGAGGACCAUUUAACUGGAGAUCAGACUAUGGAUAAUUUGUUGUGGUCGCAGCACGGGUUGAGGAGAAAAGACUUUGCUCUAAUAUUUGGCUUACUGACUAUUGCAACCGUUGUUGUCGCUUUGAUAAGGGCCUUCCUUUUCUUUUCAUUGUGCAUGAAGUCUUCGAUUAAAUUACACGAUCUAAUGUUCGAGUGCAUAUCGCUUUCGCCUAUGAGCUUUUUCCACUCGAAUCCUUCUGGAAGAAUAUUGAAUCGUUUCAGUAAAGAUAUGGGUUCCGUCGAUGAGUUACUACCACAAGCUAUGCUCGAUUGUUUUCAGAUAUUGUUGAACUUGAUUGGUGUUAUCAUAGUAAUUUUAAUGACAGAAGUGGCGCUUCUAAUACCUAUUGCAACGGCACUAAUCAUAUUUUAUAUUUUUCGUUUGAUUUACGUUCGAACCACUGGUGCUAUAAAACGUCUUGAAGGCAUAACACGUAGCCCAGUCUUUGGACACGUUAAUGCAACAAUAUUAGGUCUACCAACAAUCCGAUCGUAUGGGGCUGAAUUACUUCUUGCUCAAGAAUUCGAUCGCCACCAAGACCUACACAGCGCUGCGUGGUACCUUUUCAUCUCUUGCAGCCGAGCUUUUGGAUACUUCCUUGACGUUAUUUGUCUCUUAUUCAUAAUAUGCGUUACUUUCACUUGCUUAAUGAAAACUGAUAUCGAAGGCAGUAAUGUUGGGCUAAUUAUCACUCAAUCAAUUUCAUUAACGGGUAUAUUUCAAUGGGGGAUGCGUCAAUCCGCUGAAAUGGAGAAUCAGAUGACUAGUGUGGAAAGAGUUUUGGAAUACACGAAAUUACCGAAAGAGUCAUCAUUAUCCAAUUCGCCAGAUGAAAAACCUCCAGUCGGAUGGCCCUCUGAAGGUGGAAUACAUUUCAAUAAUCUAAGUCUAAGAUAUACCCCAGAUGGCGCAAACGUUCUUAAUAAAUUGGAAUUUAAUAUAAUGCCACAAGAAAAGAUUGGCAUCGUCGGAAGAACCGGAGCCGGCAAAUCUUCAAUUAUACAGGCUCUGUUCCGAUUAGCAUAUUUAGAAGGAACCAUCAGCAUUGAUUCUAUUGAUAUAACUUCAAUCGGAUUAAAAUAUUUACGACAAAAGAUAUCCAUUAUCCCGCAGGAACCAGUGUUAUUUAGCGGCACCCUCAGGAAAAACCUGGACCCUUUUGAUGAGUAUUCCGAUGAGUUGUUGCUAAAAGCUUUGGAAAAAGUCGAACUAUUAUCAGAUGAAGAAGGCGUUGAAUCCCUUUAUAAGCAAGUUGCGGAUUGUGGAGCAAACUUCAGCGUAGGAGAACGCCAGCUUGUCUGCUUAGCAAGAGCUAUUGUCAAUAAUGACAAAAUACUUUUGCUAGAUGAAGCCACGGCCAACGUGGACGCGCAAACUGACGCCUUGAUACAAACGGCAAUUAGGGAACACUUCAGGACUUGUACGGUGCUCACUGUCGCACAUCGUCUGAACACGGUCAUUGACUCCGACAAGAUCCUUGUACUUGACGCCGGUCACCUAAUGGAGUUUAACCACCCGCAUGUCCUGUUGCAAAACAAAAAGGGCUACUUCAGGAAAAUGGUCGCUGAGACCGGUCCCGCGAUGACCCAGAUGUUGCACAAGCUUGCAGCUGAAAAUUACAAGAAAAUGAAACAAGCUGAUUAAUAUAAAUAUAAUUUUAAUUCUAUAAAAUGUCUUUAAUAACUUAUUACUACAAAUAUAUUAGUUCGAAAGCUAA